AUACAGAGUUGGAGCCGUGUGUGGGGGAGGCGUAAGUAUGUUCGAUAGUUGCUUUAGAGCAUUGCUAAUAUAGGACAUAUCAAGUGCAAGGGCUAUCGCAGCCGCCCCCUUGUGAGACUAACCCUUCCAUUGUAGAUUCAAAGAACCAAAACUGACAGUGUGAAGUUUCUUGCCCCCGGUCGAUAUCCGUGGAAUUGGUUCCUUCCAAGACGGAGGACUUCGAGACAACCUUGCUGCAGAUAUUGCGCGCCGACUAUGUCGCCAAAUUUGGCCCUCUCGAAAGCAUCCAGCAAAGCUUGUAUCCAUGGGAACAGGUGUCACGGAGAGGAAUCCCGACCGAUCACCACAUUUCCGGCAUGUCUUCCGCGAUGGCUUUCUACGGCGUGGAUUUGAUGCCUGGAUGUCAUCCAUGGAUACUGAAUCUACGUGGUUGGAAAUGAUGGGACAGGUGGAGGAUGCCUACAAAGAAGACUAUCUUCGGCUCAAUAUUCCUCUCCGAGAUAUGUCUAGCGGCAUAGAUACAGUCGAGGCAGCAACAGCGUUGCUCGUAGCUCGAUUAUAUUUUGUCCUUGAAAGUCUGCCCGAAGAGACCGGGACUCCAUUCUGGUGCUAUGGGACCAUACGGUGCAAGGGUCCUGCCAAGCAGGUAGUCGAUGCGUUGGGACACCUCUACCCGCAAGGCCUGGACUAUAUAACCGACUCCGACACGAUCGGCUCACUCAAAGGCCAAAAUGAACUCUGUUUGGCUUGUGGACGAUACCGCCGACAGGUGUCAUUAUUUGUCGCCCAUUUAGAAAAAGUGGUCAACAUUUACCUCAAAAAAGAUGCCAAAAGCAGAUGGGGAAUAAACGGUUUCCCGGGGAGCAUGGCAUCGUUUGCCAAGGAUCAGGAAUUCUAUGCACCAUUUGGCCGUCUUGAUCAUGGCCGAUCGGGCUUGUCUCCAUGUGAAAGUUGUGAUGGACGGGAGAUCCUGGGUAACGGGAUGAGGCGGAAACGCUCAUCAGCGGGGUCCCGAAACAGUCGCCCUAAAAAGCUUCGUUCCACGGAUGAGAUUGAACCUAACUGAAAUUGUUAGUCAUGCUAGCCGCGUAAAACGAAUUUACGGUAAUCAUGGUAAAGCUGCUGCCCCCACGCUCUUUGGUAUCGUGAUACUUUGGAUAUUUGCAUUAUAUACUUAGUUUUCGAUUUUGUUCUGAUUCAAUUUAUCAAACAAUCUGUCCAUCCACGCCUGGAUCAGGUGACAAUGUAACAUCAUAAAGCUGGUCUU
Aspergillus pseudonomiae is the source of this 1267-nucleotide messenger RNA. RefSeq lists its product as uncharacterized. NCBI's taxonomy places the organism in Eukaryota, Fungi, Ascomycota, Eurotiomycetes, Eurotiales, Aspergillaceae. Bases 305 to 1066 code for a protein of 253 amino acids. The transcript has 2 exons. The record is from RefSeq and is a predicted model, not a curated record.